This is a messenger RNA of Folsomia candida, 1255 nucleotides long. RefSeq lists its product as uncharacterized. The record is from RefSeq and is a predicted model, not a curated record. Lineage: Eukaryota; Metazoa; Arthropoda; Collembola; Entomobryomorpha; Isotomidae. Bases 16 to 750 code for a protein of 244 amino acids. The transcript is spliced from 2 exons.
AAAGAUAAGGUAGCAAUGAACCUCACAGCUAUAAAAUCUCUCUUUAUUCCUGCCACAAAACUUCUUGCCUUCAUUCUCUCCCAACUUUUCGUCCACCUCGGUCACAGUUAUCAUUUCCUCCUCAAUCUCAACCUCAACUUCCCCCCACUUAAUCCCCCCUCAUCACUCCUCGAAAUGCAAGAAUACGAAGUAACCUACACCUCAUCCGGAACCUCCUCCUUCCCCCCGUCGUCGUCAGGAUCCAGUCCAAUCUGGUUACCACAACCCCCGCCCGCCUCGCCCCCAUUGGCGUCCAUGUUCAACGCUCCAGAUUACAACUGCUUAUCGCCCGCACCCUCGACCCGUCCGGCCUCGAGGAUGCGAGACUCGAGGGAAUGGACUUCCUCCAAGAACAGGAGGAAGUCCAGCAGCAGUACUAUCAACAUCAUCAAGUUGGAGGAGGAGGAGGAGGGGGACGACGACGUGAUGCAAGGAGAGGGUCAUUACCUGCCCCCCUUUAAUCUGCACGAUGACACGGGUUCCGUCACUCUUGUGUCGGCCGGGGAUAAAUCGCCCCCACCUUCGCCAACGAAGAUGUUUGCAGAGGCCUUUCGUCACAUCCGGAAAUUAAACCAUCUCAUGGAGAAUGACGCCACGCUCCGAGUCGUGGUCAUGGAUUUGCAAGCCGUCAACCUCGACCUUCUCAAGGCGCAGGAAGCCCUCGAAUUCAGAAGGAAUAAGCGAAAACCCGUUAAUAGGAGAGUGUUUUAACCCCAAUUAAUUAAUUACGUUCAGGAAUAUUUCAUCAAUUACUAUUUAAUUAUAAUAUUAUGAUUUUUACUUUGAUUGCGAGAUUUUACACAUUUUUUUUGGGUUUAAGACGGCAAUUUCGUCCCCAUUUUUACGCUAUUUUUUAAGCAGUAAAUAUUUGACAAAUAUUAUUUUACUUUGUACAACAUUUUGUUUUGUUGUUUUUAUUUAAAUCUUUUCAUUCACAGAGUUUAAAAUUACAAAUAUGUAAUUUACAUAUCGUUGUAAGCAGCAAUCACAAUAUUUGACAUUAUUUAAUUCUAUUUAAUCACCUGGUUUUUGUUGCAUUAAUCAGAACAACAACACUUAAAACAGUUACGUAAUUAUUAAAACAUAGUAUAAAAACACAUGAAUUUUGAAAUAUCUAGUAAAAAAAAAGUCCACCUAUGAACUGAAUGUGACGACAACAUUAUUUGUAAGGCAAGUUUUUGGAUUAAUUAAAGCAAUUAAUUAAGUCGGACGAACA